UGCGACACAUAACGUACGUCGUCGUUGAGAUAAACCCCCUAUCUUUUCCCGACGUUCAAUUGUAACAAAACCCUGAAUAUUACUGUACGUGAUUUCAAAUAAUCAUUUAGUGCACCAAAUCCGUGCCUUUCAGAGAUGCAGAUAAAAAAUAAACUCGCUCUAGUUACCGGUGGGGCUAAUGGAAUGGGAUUUUCAUACGCCAGAGAACUCUUAAGAAAUGGAGCUAGCCAUGUGGCAAUUCUCGAUCUGAUCAAUUCCACUGGUCAAGAAGCGGUGAAUAAAUUAAACGCGGAGUUCGGUAAAAGGCGAGCAAUUUUCAUAGCCUGCGAUGUUUCAAAACCCCAAGAACUUGAAGCCGGAUUUGCGAGAACUGUCCAAGAGUUUGGAGGUCUGGAAAUCAUAAUCAACAAUGCUGGAAUAAUGGACGAUUCGCGUUGGGAACUUAUGAUCAAUGUUAAUGUGAACGCCGUGGUGCGUGGAACACUUUUGGGUAUGCAGUACAUGGGAAAAGACAGAGGUGGUAAAGGAGGAGUAAUCGUAAACAUUGCCGCGAUUCCAGGCGCUCUGCCUACCGCUGAAUGUUUUCCAGUUUACACCGGUACAAAACAUGGGAUUAUAGGACUGACCACGGCGUUUGCGAUGCCAUACCAUUACGAGAAAACAGGAGUGAGAAUGCUGAUCAUGUGUCCCGGUAUGACAAAAACGGACUUGAUAUCAAAGGUUCCUGAAAAAUUGUCAAAUUCAUCCAUGAGUCCGGAAGAUUACAAAGAAGCUUUGAAAAAAUUUCCUUCACAAACAGUGGACAGCGUCGCACAUGGAAUGAUGCAUAUAAUUAGAUCUGCAAAGAAUGGCAGCAUAUGGAUCGCAGAGGGCGGAGAGCCAGUUUAUCAGAUUCUAAUUCCCGAUCGUCUUGUGACAAAAGUUUAGACAUUGUAAAAAAUCAUUAUUGAAUUUAGGAGAAUAACUGGCUUGGAUUAAAGAGAAUUUGAAUGUACAGUUUUAGAUUUUAAAUGAAAAAUAAUUUUUAUAAUUAACUUCUGUUAACUUUUAUUUGUGGUUUAUGAUUCAUAAAAGUAAUUAGCUACAAGGAGGAAGCUUACAGUUGAAAAAAAUAAAUUAACUUUCAGAGAUUUAA
Athalia rosae (coleseed sawfly) is the source of this 1135-nucleotide messenger RNA. RefSeq names its product 15-hydroxyprostaglandin dehydrogenase [NAD(+)]-like. Bases 136 to 927 code for a protein of 263 amino acids. Lineage: Eukaryota; Metazoa; Arthropoda; Insecta; Hymenoptera; Athaliidae. Gene Ontology annotation, molecular function: oxidoreductase activity, acting on the CH-OH group of donors, NAD or NADP as acceptor. The transcript is spliced from 6 exons. The record is from RefSeq and is a predicted model, not a curated record. Gene Ontology annotation, cellular component: cytoplasm.